This is a messenger RNA of Lytechinus pictus (painted urchin), 6287 nucleotides long. RefSeq names its product tribbles homolog 2-like. The transcript is spliced from 3 exons. Gene Ontology annotation, biological process: regulation of MAP kinase activity; protein phosphorylation; positive regulation of proteasomal ubiquitin-dependent protein catabolic process. Gene Ontology annotation, molecular function: mitogen-activated protein kinase kinase binding; protein kinase activity; ATP binding. Gene Ontology annotation, cellular component: nucleus. The record is from RefSeq and is a predicted model, not a curated record. NCBI's taxonomy places the organism in Eukaryota, Metazoa, Echinodermata, Echinoidea, Temnopleuroida, Toxopneustidae. The coding region runs from base 1143 to 2150 and encodes 335 amino acids.
AUUCGGAUACGCGCGCGUAAGCGCGUUUUGCGCUCGCAAAGUUUUAUUUUGCAAUCAAAAUGGCACCGACGGAGUCCAAUUAGCCGCCUUUGGCUCUCGAAUUUUCAGAGACCAUCCACUGAGCAGGGUAAAGGCGUCGUUAGAAAGCAUCUAACGGUGCUUAGCAAAUAUCACUCUGGAGUCUCAACUUUUGGCAGAGAAGGAAACAAUUUGGAAUUCGAUAAAUCACCCUGACAAAAAAAUUUACAGAGUCCGUCAUCACUCAGCAUUGUGCAACCUAUUUCGUGGCAUAGAGAGACAACGUUACGACGCCCUGCAUUGCAAUUGCAUUGAUCAGAUUCGGAUUGGUAUUGCGUCAUUCGAUGAAUUGUGUAUUAUUUACACGUUUACAAUAUCAAGCAAGCACAUCUUACCGUCUUCAACACAAGCUUUGACGUUAGCUGGACUAGCGACUCAGCUCCGAACACGACGGCUGGAUCUGUUAUUUAUGUUUUUCUUGGACUUGCCCUAGAAAUUGAAUUGUGAAGCUGAACUUCCUGAACUGAAGACAACUUGACAAGUGAACUGAAAUUCCAUAUGAAUAUUGGCAGGACCAAUUCAGUGUGUUUUUAAUAAAAUUGAGAGGAUCUGGACCUCUUCAUUGUCUUGAAUGAUUUUAAUUCCAUUUUCCAGCGCAGCUGAAUCAGAUAUUUGGCAGUUGCCAAUAUUUUGCUAUCUAUUUCACGUAAAUAAUAUCAGAGACUUCUCUUAAAGUAAAAGUAAAUCUCAGGGUUGUUGAAAAGGAGCAUCUAACUCUAGUAAUUUAAUCUAGGCCUAACUAACUUUCCUAAGUGCUGCUAAUGUUAUAUUAAGCAGCAUCAUUCAUCGGUGUGUUAAGAAGCCAGGAGGCCCAGGACACAACUACGGAGAAAGAUACACGGCCGAAAGUAUACUGGAAUAAACCUGUGAACUAUUGAAGUGAAUUUUGCUUUUAACCAUAGUAGAUACAAACAACUACAAACCAAAAGAGUAGCCUAAAGUUCUAGUGUAGCACUGUUGAUGUAAAAAACAACUAGCAAAAUUUUGUUUCUCUUUUUGGUCAGAGGUUUAAUUUGCUGAGCUUGAAUCGGGUCAGAGAGGAAUCAGAAAUAAAUUGUCACUUGAUGAACAAUUUUGCAUCUGCCCCUAUUCCGAUCCAUCAUGGUCGGGGUAAAUUUCAAAUAUUUCAGGACGUUUCUUCCGAAUCAACUGGUGGACAAUUGAGUCCUCAGCCACAACUUUCCCCGAGUCCGCCAAGUUUUGUAUCCAGUGAGGAUCAUGUAGUCUCGAGAAUUGGAAAUUAUGUUCUCCUGGAGGAAGUAGCUCCGAAAGUAAACAAGUGUAUUGAUACUUUAAAUAACAAAGAAUGCAUUUGUAAGGUAGUGGAUGUGGAUAAAUACCGGGAGGCAUUUGCUGUACACUUUCACUUAGGCUAUCAUCCCCAUAUUAACCAUGUUGAAGAGGUGUUGCAUGGUCAAAGUCAGGCGUAUGUCAUCUUGCCCAUCACCCAUGGAGACAUGCACUCCUAUGUCAGGCGGAAGCGCAAGCUGCGAGAGCGGGAGGCUGCCUCCCUCUUUCAUCAGAUGGUGCAAGCCGUUGCUCACUGCCAUGCCCAUGGCGUCAUCCUGCGGGACCUGAAGCUGCGCAAGUUUGUCUUCAAGAAAGAAGAAAGAACUGAUGUCGUUCUUGAUGGGAUUGAAGAAGGCCGGAUGCUAGCUACACCAAGUGACGAUAAUUUGAAUGACAAACACGGUUGUCCUGCCUACGUUAGUCCAGAAAUACUUCUCACCAAUGGUAGCUACUCUGGUAAAGCUGCAGACAUGUGGAGCCUGGGCGUCAUUCUCUACACCAUGUUGGUGGGGCGUUACCCAUUCCAUGAUUCCGAUCCCGUCUCUCUCUUUACCAAAAUCCGUCUUGGACAGUACAAUGUUCCCGAUUCCCUCUCCACCCAGGCCAAGUCAAUGAUUUACAGCCUGAUGCGGGUGAGUCCUACUGAGAGACUUACAGCCGAGGAAGUCCUUGAGCAUCCCUGGUUUCGAACCACCAGUCAGAAGUCAUCAAGGAAAUCAGAACCUAAGAUGGUGGAUCAACUUGUUCCAGAUUUUUUUUCUACAGAUGAUGAUCUGACAUAGUAUUUGAUUUGUUAUUCAUUUUACCAUUUCAGUUCUUAUAGAUUUGAUUGUACAGUAGUGGGAUAUAAUUUGUUUCCCCCCAUUUCUUUUCUUGAUGUGAUAUUAACAAGUCUAAAUGUCUUAAUAUACCUGUAUGGGCACCGACUGGUAGUUGUUCAAUUGGUAUUCCUUUGAUUUAUCAGUCAUGUGAUUUUAUUAUGUCAAAGAGUUGAUUUACCUAAUCUUUUUUUAAUCAGAAAUUUAGUUAAAUGUGCAUCAGAAUAUAAUAGGCUAUAAAUUGAUAUAGCCAUUCACAAAACAUUUUCUACUUUAGGGUUAUUACUCUUGAUUGAUUUCUGUAGACCUGAAUUUAAAGGUAAAUGCUAGUUUUGGUAACGAUAUCAAAAUGAGUUCGUACAGAAUCCAAUGAAAUGACCACCAAAGUGUCUGUUUGUAUAAAUAAAACGCAUGUGCCAAAGGAUUCUGGAAGAAAUUGUGUAAUUGCUGAGAAAUCAGCAAAUAAGCACAGGAUUCGGGUAGAGCGUCGGGCCCGACGCUCAAAGCAAUAAUUAUACGCUGUCCCACGUGCGCUUAUCUGUGUUGGGGAAGUUCAGUCUGAACAUUUUUCAGCGUAGAUUUCAAGAUUUCACAAAGUUCAGUUUAUGUAACUGUACCAGAUCUAGAUCCUCGAUGAUAUACUGACAAUUAAGCCUGGUUUUACAGACUUUCUCAUGAAAUCAGUGUUUACUGCAACUACUGGAAUUUCUCUUUAAAUGAAUGAUAUGUACCCACAAUCCAUUCAGACCUAUAGCCAAGAUCAAUCUGACUAGGGUCCUGUGUGUGCCCCCCCUCAGGUGGUCAUCUGUACCAUUUGUUUUGUAGAUUGUUGAUAUGCAUUCAUAAAAUUUGUAAGAAACAUGUUUAUGAAAGAAGAAAAAAAAUUAAUUACCCUGACUGAUAGGAUGUUAGAAUAUCCUCUAAAAUAUUUUGUUUUUUCUAAUAUGAUUCACAUUAUUGAACCUUUACCAAAGAUUUCAAGACAAACAUGUAAUAUUAAUUUUCAGUCAUAAGAUUGUGUAAACCAAAAGCUUCAGUCUCGAUUGGUUGUUCCACUGAACUAUGUUGGCUAGACUAUGUAAAACUGUCAGAAAUUGUUAAAUGAAUCCCCAGAAAAGAUGGUUAUUCCUGUCUACAGACUGCAUUGGUGGAGAAACCACUUCAUGGCAAAAGAUCAACUCAAUUCCGGCAAAAUAUUUUCAGAAAGGACCUAUUGGAUAAAACUACGAGACAAUGUGUUUUUUAUUCAACAUUACCCAAAGGAACUGUGUUUCUUAACCAAUCAAGGCCUGUAUGUUGUCAGGAUCUGACAACCUUUCUUUAUUUUGAUUUGCUGAGAAGCAAUGUUAGUACAUGGUAAUUGUCAGGUAAAAUGGAAUAUGUCAGAUGAAUAAUCCGACGUCCUUUCAUGAAACGCUCCCAUGAUUUACAAUAUCAAGGUAUAAAAAUAUAUAUAUAUAUAUACAGCCUCCAGUGGUAUAUUAAAUUUAAAUUCCAUGCUUUGGUUGCAGUUUUAUCUACAAGCAGCGUACUGAGUUGUCCUAAAAAUUUUCUCUUUUUUUCUUGAUGGUGAGGCUUUGAGGGGUGAUCCAGAAUUAAUGGGUUUGGUGCAUUUUUAUUUUAAAAACUCAGUGGAUAAUUUACAGAAAGCAUUGUAAAAUGCAGUGUACUGUUGAAGCUUUUGAUUAGAAUGAAAAACAUUGAGCAUCUGUGUUCCUUAUUCCCUGUCAGGCAAUAAUAGGCAUAGAGAUACUCUCUGUGCUAUUCAGAUAUGUGUCGGCACAUGCACAAGAGGUGUGUAGAGGAUGGUCCGUAGAAUGCACUCAUCAAACAAGUUUGUAAUUAUUCUUCAGAAAGUUGCUAAAUUUGCAAAGCAUGGAGAAUGAAAAUGUUAGUACUAGUGAUAAUUGAAUAGAAUUGCAUCAUUUCCAUCUGAUGAAAUUUUGCAUUUGAUGAGUCUAUUAUGAUGCAUGUAUGUUUAUUCAUUUAGAUUUUCACUUUAUGUAAUGACCUAGGCAUGUGCAAGCUAUGCUCCUAGAGAUUUGUGCAUUCAUUGUUUGCGGAAUGGCUUCAGGCAGGCUCUGAAAAAAAAGUACUUGUUGAUAUAGUGAAUGUGAUUGUGAUCUAAAAUUUGUAAAGUGCUGUAUGAUAUGUCCAUGUGACAUUAGAUGAAAUAUAUUGAAUUGUGCUAAUAAAGGAAAAACAGAGUGUCCCAGAAAAAAGAUCUUCAGUUGAAGCCACUGGUAUGAAUGUUGAUGGGGUACAACAUAGGGGCAGGGAUUUUGCCCCUUUGAUUUUUUUUUGGGGGGGCCUUUCAAAUUAGCCUGGUACAUAUUGUUACUGUAUGAAUGAUACGUAAUGCAUGAGAAGAUGAAGACAAGGUAGGAAAACCAAGCAGUCCUUAGCCCUUGGCCAGAUGUAUGUGAACGUCUGAGAAAUACUUUUUUUUCUGGUACACACUGUAUUUCUAGAAUGCAUGACUUAUUCUUAUCCAAAGAUGAGAGUAAUUAUGCAUGAUUAAGGAAUACUGAACUGAUGUUACAUGUAGAUUUAUUUGAGAUUCAAUAUGUACCAAUCUUUGUAGCAAUGCUACCUUCCCAUCUUCUUACAAGUUACAAAUUUUGUUAUGGGAGGUGAGGAAAUUAAUGAUUGCUUUAUCCAUCAUGAAUAGAGAUGCUCAUGGCACAGUAAAGAAAGAAAAAAAGGAAAUGAAACAAAUAAGCAUGAUAAAGAGGGGUGAUCAUUAUUAUUAUUAUUUUGGUUCAGGGGAAUAGGGAUGAGCAUACUAUGGCUCCAGUCAGUUGGAAUCUCGACUAAAGCACCUUUACACACUCAAACAUAGUUUUGAACUUGAGUUGUAUUAAUAUCAGAAUAUCAGCUUUAUGCAAACCAAUUUCCUCUAUCUGAAUACCAUAAGGAACAGGAAUUGCAUUUAGAGCAGAGCAAUUGCUUGUUUCAAGAGAAGAAUGUUGUAAUGGGAGUGAUAUUGGGUAGUAAUUGAUUGUGAAAUGGCCAAAGUCAAAUACAGGUGUCUUUCCUAAAAAAGUGUACUUCUGUCAAGCCAGGAGUAUGGUUUCAGGGGACAAAGGAGCAGAUGAAACAUGCAAAUCACAGUGCUCUAAACACAUUCACAAUGAUGAUUGGUGCUAACUGCUAAAGCUUUGAGGAUUUAUCUUUGAAGCUUUAUCAUUUAAUCAAAUUAGUAUCAACAUGUACUUAACUUUAUUUACAGCCCCCCAUCACCUGUCCUGGCGAGUGGCGAACCACCUGAAAGUAUAUAGUAUUUGAUCCUGUUUGGUCUUAACAUUUUUUCAUAUACUUCUUGUUGCCUAUACAAAUUAUUGGAAUCAUAUCACUGCCACAACAGAUGCUGUAUAUUCUAAAUAUUAUAUGAUUUGUUUAUUCUAGAAAGUAUAUGAUUUUUUUUCAAUUCAAUAGUGUUUGACUUUUGUUGGUUUGUACAUGUACUUCAUAGAUUUACAUGUAUGAUCUAAUUGUUUGUAAAUUUGUUUGAUUUGUAUGUUUUGUUUAUUAUUUCAAAUUCUUUAUACUUUACAAAGAGAGAAUUGUGCUUUUUUCAUUAAAUUGUUCGUGUUGAGUUGAAGUGUUGAGAUACUCUUUGAUUCCAUUAAACACUUUGAAUAUUAAUUCAUUACACAGGCAGAGAAUAACACAUGCCUUAAGGUCAGGCAAACUAAUGGCGUCUCCAACCCAAGAUGGGAACUACCUAAUUUGCAUAAACAGAAUGUCUAGUCAUCGAGCAUAGCGUACAUUCAUAUCAAUACAUAUUGAAUAAGGGGAAUAAUGAAGCCUUCAUAGUGUAAUAACCAAAAUAUCAGUGAUACAUUUUAAAUCAGUGUGUUUAUUCUAAAUGAACUGCAGUGCAGUAGAUGUACUUUACUUUUACAGUAAACAAAGCUUUCCAUAUCUAUUCAUUAAGGAAAAAAGAAUCUGAAAUAUUGAGCUUCAUUUAUAUUUUCCUUUGUUAUUCCCUUGUUUUUACCACACUGUGACCCCUUCAAAAGAAACCAAUGAUUAUUGUUCUAUAGUCAUGCCUAUAAUUUUGAAUAAAUGACACAUACAUUUAUGAAAAGUUUAUAA